UGAAGUCGUCUCGAUAUGGGUCCGAAUAUUAAAGUAGAAUGACGGAUUUGUUAUAGCUGCCUAUUUUCAUGAGAAUUUGAAUGUGGAACUUGGUACUCUUUGACUUUAUCUGAGUAAAGAUUGUGUUGUAUUGAAGAUUCGAAGCACUGCGAUUCCCGACAUGUCCGGUUGUACCGGAGAAGGGUCAUCGCAGCCUGAGCCAUCACAAUACGAAUGGGAACUUUGUCGAGAAAAUGUGAAACCACUGAAAACAGGACGUCGCGUUGAUGCAAUAAACGAGGCUCUCGCCCACACCACUUACGGAUCGAAAGCAGAGACUUUGGCAAACCAAAAAUUUGACGAGAUAAUGCAGAAAUGUGAAACUGCCGAUGACCCUUUGAUGUACUGCCUUGAAUUCUGUAAAUGGUUCGAACAGAAAUUUCCACAUGGACGGCAGCGGUUAUUCUACUCUCUGCUGUGGAAAAUCGUGCACAGAUAUGCGAAAUGUCCCGAAUAUCUUGAUGACGAAAGGAUGUUGCGGAUUUGGGAGAAUCUAGCUGACAACAGUCUUGGUCACGGUUGGGAGAUUUACCAGCAUGCCCAUAGCAUAGGAUCUCUGCUUAGAUCUGCACAUUUGUACAUAAAAUGGGCUGAAGAUCUUGAGAUGCGUGGUGCAAUCGCAGAUGCCAGAGCAGUGUUUCGUCGUGCCCGAAAGCAUGGUGCAUUGCCAUUGGAAGCCAUCGAUAGUGCUGAAGAUCAGCUGGAAAUGCGUGAGAUGCGACGGCAGCUUGAUGGUAAUCAGGAUAGUGAUGAUUCUUGGGAGGAGGACGAGUUUGAUGAGAAUGGGAAACGUGUCGCCUUCACACGUUUGAGAACUAUGGAUGAGUCUUCGGCUGCGCCAGUGGUUCGAUUACCGGCGAUCGUUGGAGAACAAGGUAGCAGUAAACUAGACAGAGGACAAAAGAAACAGAAGCCAGUAAAUAAUGGUGUACCAACUUUUCAAAUACUAGAAGAUGACGAGGAGGUCAUGGAAAGCUAUCUAGAGGGCAUUUAUGAAGUAAACAAUCACAUUGAACGUUUUUCAUUACAAGAUCCUAAUGCAGAGAAGUGGAAGGCUAGCAAGGUCCCUAUAAAGAAGCUGAAUAAUUGUGCAAGCUCUUUCACAGUAUACCAAGAAGACGACGAGAAAGAGAACACAGAUCCACAAACGAACAAAGUCGUAAAGAAGCCUAUAUUGAUGCUCCGAAAAUACUUGAUCAGAGAUAUGUCUAUAGAGGAACACCUUGCUGCAAUGUAUGACAAAGACGAGAUUAAGCAGGACGUCAAAAAAGUGGUGCGGAAGAUCAACUUUGAUGACGAUGAUGACGAAUAAAAUUGUUGAGAAGCUAAGGACUUCUUGUGACCGGCAUUGUCCAUAUCGGCCUU
This is a messenger RNA of Cylicocyclus nassatus, 1404 nucleotides long. Lineage: Eukaryota; Metazoa; Nematoda; Chromadorea; Rhabditida; Strongylidae. The record is from the annotation of a GenBank genome assembly.